Staurois parvus is the source of this 573-nucleotide messenger RNA. The record is from the annotation of a GenBank genome assembly. Lineage: Eukaryota; Metazoa; Chordata; Amphibia; Anura; Ranidae.
AGAAACACGGAUUCUUUGACUUCCAUUCGCCUGGUUACAAUUCGCCCACACAUCUACCACAUAUUCCGAGAACAGUUGAAGAAGCAUUUUAGAAUUGCAUCAGGAGACUCAUGGAAUCCAGUGGCUCUGCUCAGUUCUCGAUUAAAACAGCUGUGGCUUCCUAGAUGCGAUGAUAUACAAGGUAUAACAGUUUUUACGCAUCCUUAUUCUGUAACUCCUCCUGCAACGUUGUUGGUCCUUGUGACAGAUCAGCUGGACCAUGUUAAUGAAAUAAAACUGCUUCUUAAGGAAGAAUUUGAUAAACAAUACAAGGAGAAGAAAAUUGAACAAGUGCUUCUGACAACAUUUUCCCUUACAGAGAUUCAGGAUAUUUUCUCAGUAGUGAAUGAAAAGCCUGAAAUAAAUAUGAUAUUAGACAAACUACAGAACUGCAUUUUUCUAAAUGGCUGUGAAAAGGAUGUUCUUGAAGUGGAAUUGAAGGUACAAAGCAAGCUUACCACCAUUAUAAGUGAAAGGCUUCAAAACGUAACUAUGGAACAAACUGGGUUCCUGGUCCAGUGGGGCUAUUCAGAU